Amoebophrya sp. A25 is the source of this 8694-nucleotide messenger RNA. Lineage: Eukaryota; Dinophyceae; Syndiniales; Amoebophryaceae. The record is from the annotation of a GenBank genome assembly.
UAAAGUUCCACCUGAGAUAAACUAUUGAUGUCGGAGGUCCUCUCGUGCCCGAAAGCUUCGGCGUUUGACUGUAGUUCGGAAGUUUUCCGUUCUUGUAGUCGUACUAUGAUCCCUUCUAUAUCCCCGAAAACUCCAAGGCUCAUCAACCCGAUUUUGCAUUCUUCAACAAACAAACACUCUUUCAUGUUUUCGCACGUAUCAACAUAAAUAUUAGAAGAACGAGCUACGGCAGCUGCAGUUUAUGUGUAUGUUUUCAGGUGAAAUGAAGUUCUUACGUCGUGUGUGAGGACAACUGUGUCAGUGACGCCAGUGAGUACAGGAGCACACAGGUCGUGGAAUCAAAUUUUCGACGAAGCCGAAAGGAGUCGGUGCUGUGCUGGUCAUGUGCUUUGUCGAAUUAGCGCCAUUGAGCUCCAGCUUCUCGAGGUUAUUCGCCUACUUUGUUUCUCGUAGCCAACGAUAACAACGUUCAUGAUUUUGCGCCGACGCACUGUUCUCAACUUGAGGAAGGCCAAUCGCAGAAAGAAGAAGCAGUUGAGUUGAGAAAGGAAACUUUUCUCCAACCGGGUCUCGCUCCGUGAAGACCCAGGCCGGUUUCCCGGACCUAAAAAUAACGCAACGCUUCUCAGACAGCUCUUGCCGCUCCAAGGCACGCAACGAGAAGAAGACUUCCUGAUAUUGCCUGCUUCGGAAGACCUCGUGAAAGGCAAAUGAAAAGGUGGGGACCGCAGAAAGACGAGCAAGAAAAGUUACAUUGGAAUAUGGUCUACACUUCUGUUGACUCCGCAGUUUGCGAACCACACGACUAGGACUUCUACCCUCUUAACCUCUACCUCCAGCGACAAAAACCCGAAUCAGUCAUCUUCGUGGAUGAUCCACACAGUAGCGUCCAUAUGGAGUAGUUGAGAACCAGAAACAGCGCAGCGCAACCAUGGAGACGCAGAAUAGCCUAUCAUCUCCCGAAACCCCCGCAUUGUUCGGGAAGGAGGAGGAGAAAGAUGAUCAAGAACCUGUUAUUCGAGCACGAGAUGUGUCGCUUGAUUUGUCAUUCGGUACAGAUUUACCUACUAGUUGCACCAGUAUUUUGUUCUGGGUUAUCAGUACGUCGUGCACUAAAAAACUACUUACUUGAGGCUAGUACGUUGUAUAAUUUCCUUAUCUCAAACUCAACUUCGAUAAUGGAUCGCAAUGGUGAUCCACUAUUCUGGCGUUAUCCUCUCGCUGAACAUCUUCAACACCUUUAUUUUGUCAGGCGACACGCCGAUGGAGUUCCAGCGGGUUAACUUACUUGGUUCCCGUCUGCAGCAAGCCGCGAUUUAUUCCCUAGUAUUGUCCUUGAACACGGUGACCUACCUCGAUUUGAGGGGGAACAAUCUUGACGCCACCUUCGGUUGGCGCUUGAUCAAAGCCAUGAAAAAGCGCUACCUGCAACUCGAGUUUUGCAACGGUGUGAAUACCCGUGCCGUUCGGGAUAAUGCCAUAGAGCACUUGAACCUGGCCGGUUUCGAAAUGCACUCUGGCCUGUACGGGAUCGAAGUCGUGGGUGCGAUUUUUCUAGCACAUUUCUUGCGGUUGAAUAGUAGCCUCAAAACCAUAUCUUUCAGGCGGAACCAAGUAGAAAAAGACGGAGCGAAAGCCCUGGCACAGUCGAUGAUCGGAAACACAAACUGCCAGAUAAGGAGUGUACAACGUCAACCUACUUGGAUCUAAGUCCUCUUUUUGUUUGCGAAGUCAAGUACAACAAAAAAUGCUUCACUAUUCGCUCAUGCUUAAUCUAAUUAUUACUUUUUGCACAUCUAUCACCAAAUUAUUCAUAUUUUUUCUUGUGCGCCUCCUUUCAGGUAAAUAGCAUGGGCAUACGAAAGAAGGAGCGAACAGGCAUUGAUUUUAGGUUGUUUCGGAAAAACCAGCUUACCGAAGUUAAUUUAGCCAAGACUGGGAUUGACGAUGACGACGUCGUUUUCCUCGAAGAGUGGCUUCUGCGACACGAUUGCACAACCGAAUUGAAUCUUAGUAACAAUCACUUCACCGGCGAAGGCGUUCGCAAGUUGCAUCGCUACAUCCUCAAUAGCAAAACACUACUAAGGCUCAAGCUCGAUGGCGUUCCGCUCGAUCUAGAGGGGGUCUCACUCAUGGCGAAAGCACUCGGGCAGAAUGUAGGGCUAGAACAAGCGAGUUUUCCGACACGAGCGUGUCUCGGGAUUCAGAAGGAAAAGCAAGUGGUGAUGCAUAGUCUGGCAGUUUCAAUAGCGAAGCAUCCGAAGCUGCAGUCGUUCGGUGUCACGCCUCUCAAAGUCAGCGCCAUGAGAAACGACGCAAUGGCCGACGUCAAUACAGACCGAAUUUUUGCCUCCUCCAUGAAGUCAGAAAUAUCCCUCUAUUUUUGGCUGCUAGCGGUACGCUUACCGAAAAUUGUUAAUGAUCUUAGCAAUAACAUUGAUUUACUGCAUUAGCUUUCUUCUGCCUUUUUGUUUUUUUGCCAAUUUGAUGCUGAAGGAGAGGUUGACGUUUAUCUGAAAAAGACCCCGACGCAUCUUUUAUUUCCUAAAGCGGCAUGAUGGUGGUUAAACUGACAUGAGCUGCAGGUUCUCUGCCCGAGUUCAAAGACCGACUUCAAGUAUGGUGGUGCGAAGACGAAUUUUGCAAACGAGUAUCCCUCUGUGACACCGUACCCCGUGAGCUUUUGCCCUGCUCUUAACAACUGCUUGCAUGAGUGCCGCAACAUCCUUACGAAAGUAAACUUGGCGAUUCCGCCAAGCAUGGACGGACUAGCCGUCCAGAUUAUGCGACAUCUGCGAUCGUCAAGGAGCUUGAGGGACUUGAAGCUUCCCGGCUACGCGGCCGCAACAAUAUCCGAGGUCCCUCCGGACUGGGCGAGCGAUGGCAGAUUACCGGCUUGGAUCCGGGACAAGCUGACCAUAUAUAGGAAGCAUUGGCAGGUUUUGCACAGUUUUUUGAGCGAGGUGCCGAACUUGGAUGUCUUCGGCAACGUGCAUGUCUCAAAUUACGACGCAGACUCAGCGGAACGGGCGUUUUUGUUGGUAAGCGCGUUGUGAUUAUAAUUAUGAUGGAGGUUCAUCUUCAUACCGUGGUACAACGUGCAGUUGAACUACUCUCUUCUAGUAUUGACGACCACGAUCGAGGAGUGAGACAGCGUGAACUUAUCUAGAUCAAGAUGUUGUGUCAGAAGUUUUACCAGAACCAGAUGUCCUCGACUUCUACCAUUUCAUAUCAAACCCAACAGCUGCUCGAGUGCUGCCCUGGUGUCGUUUGCCAACUAGGAGACACCACUGAGGACGAGGACACGACUCAGAUCGUUCUUUCGCUCACAUGUGGACGAGUCGAUCUCAAGUUACCCUUCAUCUUCGACUGCUUUCGCCUGGUCGAUAAACUGGUUUACAACAUAGAUGUGCACUUUCUCGACGAUAAGGCUCUGCAUGUCGAUGCAACUCAGCAGGAACUGGCUCAAUAUCUGAUAGAAAGCGAAGGGAACAAGAGCAUUCCGCCUUUUGUCCAUACACUCCGGCUCAAGAGUCAAACAACUGCGCCUGAAAUUAUAGAGUGUUGCAAGGUCCUGCCAAACAUCAAGGAGUUUGGGUUAGAGCGCGUCGAAACACUGCUGGAAAUCCUGGUGAACGCCUACACGGACGCAGAAAGCAAACAGCAAAUAGAACAGUAUAAAUAACUUCUCGUUCUCUCGACUCUAUCUUAUAAUUUUUUUUGAUCCUCGUCUUUGAGUAGAGAUAUUAUGAUGCCGCGUAUUAAUACAGAUACUUUCUGUAUUGACAGAAUGCAAACCUCAGAUCAUCUUAGACUUAAUAAAUAGUAACUUCAUACCAUUCUCGUAUUUCUCGGCUCUCAUCUCACGCUUACCACUUAUCUGAUCCUCGUUUUGUUUGUUUAUCCACCAGGAGAGGUAGACGGCGUGAUUACUGUAUAGAAGUCCUCGUCUUUAUACCAGUGCAUGAUUGUUGACGAUUUUCAUAAUUACGAUUUACUUUUCUACUCCCAUCCAUCUAUCAUGAUCUCGAUCGUGAUCAUCAGAAUCCGCAUAGACCGCAAGUGGUUGCGAGAGCGAAGGAUACCGAAGCUAUUCUCGGAGGAGCAACGGGACCAGCUUCUAAAGUUGCAGCAGGCUAUCGGGACACAAAGUCCAGAAGCUUUUUCGAUACUCACAUCCUCUGUAGGAACGCUUUCCAAAGAAGACUUGGUCGGCAUGACGCUAACGGAAUUCGCUAGCGCAGUAGGUGCAGUCAGUGUGGACGGAUGGGCACAGGUAGGCUUAAACAGGAACAUGUUCUAAGCUCAAGAACGAAUACACGCGUUAUUAAUGUCCUCGUCGACCUCGUAGUCGUAAUAAUUAAGUUAUGUUGUGUACAACUAGUACUACUUCUAGGUGUACGUAGGUACAACAAGGACGUCGACGGAGUAGGAAUCAUUGCUUCAACAAAUUGAGUCUUAUGUGGUCUACCUCUUGAAACAAUCUCAGGGCGAGACAUACGACCCCCAAGUGUAUGUGCCUUGUGUAACAUCUCCGAAAGAGUAUUACUUUCCAGAAUCCAGUGGUGGAAAGUGGGACAAAGGCCAGUAUUACCCAGACGACUUAGGUGGUCAGACCCCCCUUGCCUUCGAGCUUCCAAUAACAGACACAUCACUGAACUUGCGCAAAGUUUCGCUUUGUAUGGUUGGUCUCAAGCGUCUCAUCGCAGACGUGCGGUGCGACGAGUGGCCCGCAACUAGCCGAACACUGUGGGCAAACACGGGUCGAUGCACACUGCGACCCGGGCAAUAUUUGAACGAUGAUCUUCCGUGCGGAGGCAUGGAGACGGUGGCAGAAAUGGACUUUGACGGUUCAUCGUUCGACCCAGCAGAGGUCGCACAGUUUCACUGGGACACAACCGGAGUACAACUAGGAACGGACUCAAUAAUGGAAAGGGCAGCAGCAGGGACAGAAAACUUUCAAGGCGGAUUUCUAAGGUACUUAGAAGUGAUUCCCAGUGCAUUCUGACUGCUCUGAAUAUUCGUCGCGUUGACGGUCGGAGGUCCUCGCACUUAGUUAUGGGUUAUCAUCCAGUAGCAGUCAUCUUCAAGUUCAACACUCCUUCCGAGGAAAGGGUGAUGUACUACCUUGGCUUGUUCUCAACCUUCACAAGGACCUGCUUGGAGUCGCUGCUGACGUCACAGACGAUCACUUCGCUGGAUCUUCGUGGCAACGGAUUGGACAAGAACGAUUGCCUUUUCAUCAUUUCCCUUCUCGAGAAGAACACGACAUUGCUAACACUGAACCAGAUUCCAGUUGUCAUAGACGAAGCGCAAAAGAUGGCAGAGUUGAGGUUCGACCAUCAUGGAAUUCCGAUUCCAUCCCUAGCCGAAAUGGAGGAGGAAGAGUCAGGGGAGACCGAUGAGAAUUGCAUCUACUGCGCCACAGCAUUCUCAUCAACGCACGUAGAGCUGGAUGAGGGUGACGGCUACCUCUUUGCGUCAUUGGUCACAGAGACGAACUUUCCGUCUUUAAGCUCAAUUCGACUCCGAGAGCACGCAGUGAGCGACGCGACCUUAGCAUACAUUUGCGACGCACUUCUCGCGCUCCCGGCUUUAGAAAAUCUAGACUUCACAGACAUGAAACUCAGGUAUUACCUUACUGAUUUAAAAGUAACUCUGUGGCACUUAAUCGAAUUGACGCCCUCAUUAUCCGUUUACGAACUAUUAAUCUAAAUGUUUGAAUUCGUUGACGAUACAAAUACAUUUUGUGCCUGCUUAGAUGUGGAAUUUUCUUUCCUUUUUUAUAACGCAGCAACCGAGGCGCAAAUCUGCUUUUGUCGGCGGUCUCAGAGAUAGCUGGCAGGCUGCGCAGCGUCAACGGCAUCCCAUUAGGCCGUUUGCUAGAGGAGAAGAAAUCCACUGUCGGCGGCGGUGGCAAAGGCGCAAUACUCGCAGGCGACAUUGUGUGGAACGAUUUCUCGCUUGGCCUUCUCUCGCGCCUCAAACUAUGGCCACAUGUAGUCUGGCCAGAACCUAGCACGCAACCCGUGAACCUCGAAGGCCAUACGUUGACCGACGUUGGCGUCCGCGGAAUCUGCGGUCUGCUCAAGUGUUUUACUCCUGGUCCUGACUCAGCGCCAAAGGCCCGGUCGUUGCCUCAGCUGACCGACCUCAACCUCUCGAGGAAUCCUUCGUUGACGGACGCUGCCGUAGCAGUACUUUGCAAGCAGCUGUCGGUUGAGCAGGCCUGUCCGACACUAAGAAGACUCUCUGUGCGGUAUUGUCCAAAACUUCGGUCGCGGUCGGCUUUUGAGCUCUACCAGCUCCUCAGGACGAAGAUUGCCCUGACUAGCUUUGGCGAGGCCCGUGGAUCCCGACAAGAUAGCGACGCAGGCCUCAAAAAUUUGACCAUCCUCAACGGCAUUGACAUUGGUGCACUGUCGGAAGCCACGGCUCAGGGAAAGCCGCUGCCACCAGCGGUGAUUAGGGUGGAUAUUGACCAGGCCGUUGGUAUAUUCUACAACUAGAACUAAGUACUUACAAAUGCUGAAGACUUGCCAACAUUUUAUUUGAGCACAGCUACAUCAACAACUAGUACUUGCUACCACGACAACAGCCACUACCACUAGUUUCACAAUCAACUUUCUUGUGUUAAGUUGCACAUGAUUCGGAAUCGGAUUCUAUUUCACUGCACAUCUACAGCGUCUAUCUGCUCUUUCUCACUCCCUUAGACACAACGAUACUAUCCGAGUGCGAUGCGCACUAUUUCGCCCACGUCUUGCACACUUUUCCCGCAAUACCACACUGCCACGUCCACAUGUUGGUGUCGUCGAAGAUGGAGGUGCCAGCAGACGUCGAUGCAUACUCAGCGAUGUUGAAGCAACGCAGAUUAGAUGUAGCCAGGUCACCAUCAACGAACAACUCGCCCUUCACCCAGCCAAUAUUCGUGGCGUACUACAUUUUUUGGAUACUAUGUAUAUAUGAGUAGAUGGAUAGAUGAAAGCUUUUCUAGAAAUCAUGAGUAUGCUGAAGGGAGCUGUUCUUGAAUGAUCAAAGCCAUUGAUUUUGAAACAAGCCAGAAAGAAAUAUCCUCGUUGACAAUAUUUAUAAAUUAUGAUUCAGAUUUGUUUGUUGCAUGAUGAUAUUUCUCGGCGACACCGACAGUUCAUGUUCACCUUCAUCGCUCUUGUUCAACAUCUAUUUCAGCACCAAGCUCCAACGCGAGCUGCAGGAGGUGGUGCGAUUUUUCCGCGCAUGCCCAGUUAGCAUGAAGCUGCAGUUAAGUGUCAUCCCCAAGAUACCAGCAGAGCAAGGCAUGCACAUCCAGGACGACGGCACUAUCCUGCUCAUGCAGAACCAGCAAGAUAUGGAGACCACGGUGAAGGCUAUCACCAAGACUGUGCACGUUAACACCGACGGCCCAUCCGGUAUUUUCAGGCACCUAGUCGAAAAACUGGUGAAAAGACGGCGCAAUCGGCUCGCCAGGGAGAAAGCGGCCAAUGGCGGCCGCGGUUCAACAACCUCAAGUCUAGGUGGUGACGAAGAAGGUGCUAAGCGGCCAAGCGAGAGCGGCGCAACGCCAUCGAGUAGUUCAACAGCCGCGAAGCCCUUGUAUGUCAACAACAUCAAUAGUCAACGGAUGCACGAUUGCUUCCGAACGCUCUACGGUACAGACGACGUGCAUCUGUUCCACAAUGACGUUUACUCCGACGUUCUCACGAAAAACCGAAUCAGUUUUCCGAGUGUCGACUCCAAGGUCAUUGCCGAUUUGCUCGGAACUGUGUCCUCCCUCGACAUCCAGCAUUUGUUUUUGUCGAACUCCCCACUUAGCCUCGGACCCCUUUCUGCAACGGAUAAUGUGUUCAGCAACGCCAUCGACCUUGCAUCCCUUACGCAUCUCAAUCUUGCCAAUAAUAGUCUUGGCGAUACGGGUGUCGUGGAUCUCUUUACAUCACUGGUGAAAUGCGGCUCCACCGUCGUUCACAUCUCUGUACAAGCGAACCAAAUCAGCGAUAUAAGUGCGGUUUCAAUAGCUUACGCGAUGCAGUCGCUGCCACGGCUGUCGUCAUUAAAUCUCUCAGAAAACAACAUUACAGAAACGGGCGCGAUAACGCUAGCGGAGUCGAUUGGUGGGAGCGAACUGCACGCGUCAGAGGUACUAAUGAUGUGGCAUCCGGCUAAGUAUGUUAUACAUAGUAUACAUCUAUUUAAAGGAGUUAUUUGAUAUUUUCUACCCCAUAAAACUACUCCUGUUUUGCAGCGACGAAAACAGUUCUGCUUUUAUUUAGAAGUUCUGCACUAAUCCGCUGAUUUCGCUCGAAAAGAAAUCCAGCUACUCACGACGCUGCUCACUUGUUUUUCACAUUCGUUCAGGUCGAGACCUCACUGCUGCAAAUUCUUUCGAUUGACCUCGGCUACAAUCGUGUUCGAGAGCUCGGGGCCUUGCGGUUUGCAGAAAUGGUCGCGAUGCACCCGACGAUACAGCUGUUGUGCCUCUGCAACAACGAGAUCGCAGUACGGUCAGAGGAAGCAUUUACGGCCCUGGUUUACGCAGCGGCUGCCUCCGCUGCCUUGGCAGUGUUGGAUUUGAGGGGUAACUUUGAAGACGGGAAGAAGGUGCCCCCGGAACUGGUGAAAAAGUUGUUGGCGGAGCCAUUAGGCGACUUCGAUCCGGCGGAGUUGGAAGAAGGAGUCUUGAUUCGUCGAAAAUAA